AUGGCCUCCUUCAAGUUUGCUUUAGUUUUGGCAUCUCUUCUCUCUUUGGUAAAUGCCCAAAUCCCAGGUUGCUCCAUCCAUGGCCUAGAGUUAGGCCUAAUUGAGCAGUGCCUGAAUGAAGCCAAGAGCUCCAUCUCCAUGGACUCUUGCUGCACUACCCUUAACCAAGCAGUCUUAGCUGGCCUUCGCUGCCUCUGCUCACUGCUGCCUUCUUCCAGCGCUCUCUUCAGCACCCCACUGCCACUGCCCAACUGCUUCGCAUUGGCGCCCCCAUUAACUCAGUGCCAAGCGCCAGUGCUGCAGCCACCGCCUAGCCCAGCACUGCCCGUGCUGCUUCCACCGGACACUCCAGAGGAGCCGCCACAGGAGCCUGAUCUUCUGGCGCCUCCACCGCCACUAGAGGCGGCAGUGACUGCCAGGGAGAUGCCUCCCGGCGGUGCUGCUGCUUCUGAUUUGAAUUUGUCUUGGAGCAGAAGUGCGAUCCUCGCCGUCCUGAUUGCCUCGACGAUCUCCUUUUCUGUUGCUUCGCAGCCGCCGGUGGCCCACGGAGAUUGCACGGACGAGUUGGUGACGUUCUCGCAGUGCCUCCCCUACGUAUCAUCCUCGCCGAACAACGCCUCGUCCUCGCCUUCAGCUCAGUGCUGUGAAGUCCUCUCGUCCGCUUCCGCUGCCGGCAAUGCGAAUUGCCUCUGCCACAUUGUUCAGCGGCCGCUUCUCCUAGGCUUCCCUCUGAAUUUGACGAGGCUUCUUUCUCUUUCUUCUGUUUGUCCUUUGUGGAACCAUGGAUCUACGGAAAACGGCUCACUCGAAACUCUCUGUUCAGGUCCAGGACUUCUCUGUUCUAAUAGCCCUGCUCCUCCUUUGAUGAGCUUACAUCCAGAUCCUAUUGAUACUUCUGCUGCCACGCCAAGCUCACUGACCGAAGUCCCAAUCUCAAUGGAUAUUCCUGCCACAUCUUCAUCUGCAGGAAGACAGACUAACAACUACCGCGACAGUUUUCCUCUUGAGAUGAUAUUUUUCCUUGUUCUCGUGUUCUUGAAACUUUACGGUCAAAUCCAUCACUGA
Molecule: messenger RNA, 1065 nt
Organism: Diospyros lotus (date-plum)
Lineage: Eukaryota; Viridiplantae; Streptophyta; Magnoliopsida; Ericales; Ebenaceae
Exons: 4
Coding region: 1-1065 (354 amino acids)
Source: RefSeq, a predicted model, not a curated record